Molecule: messenger RNA, 1338 nt
Organism: Kazachstania africana CBS 2517
Lineage: Eukaryota; Fungi; Ascomycota; Saccharomycetes; Saccharomycetales; Saccharomycetaceae
Gene: SLY41
Product: Sly41p
Exons: 1
Coding region: 1-1338 (445 amino acids)
Biological process (GO): phosphoenolpyruvate transmembrane import into Golgi lumen
Cellular component (GO): endoplasmic reticulum; Golgi apparatus
Molecular function (GO): antiporter activity; phosphoenolpyruvate transmembrane transporter activity
Source: RefSeq, a predicted model, not a curated record
AUGAGUAUUGUAGGGACUUCAGUUACAAACGCGUAUACCAUAAAACGGCGCAAGUCUAUUCACAAGAAUCUAGAUGAUCCAUUUCUAUAUCAGAUACCGAGCCCAUCUUCUUCGAAAUACCACCCAAAAGAUGGUAGACAGCUUAGGGAUAUUAAUGAUUUUGAUGCAUUUAUUACCAAAUUAGAUAGUAUUAAAAAUGAGCUAUUGCAAAAUGUACAAAGUAGAUUUUUUGAGGGCGCUUGGUCAGGAAUUGAUUAUAAAAUCACUGUUCUGUGUUUGCUUUGGUAUAUAACGUCAUCAAUUUCAAGCAACUUGUCUAAGCUUAUUCUUUAUAGCUUCCCUCAUCCUGUUGCAUUGACAGAAUUACAAUUUCUUAUUAGUGGAGUCAUGUGCCUUUUAUUUACAAUAUUCGUGAAUCAUCUACAAAAACCAAGGUUAACGCAUACAUCUUUAUCAAGAUGUUUAAAUAAUUUCCCGGAUGGCAUACUGCCAAGUUAUUUGGAUGGUAAUUUCAACCGGUCAAUUAUUGAUAAGUUCCUAGAUCCUUCAAAAACAGUUUUUAGGACUACUCUUCCUCUUGGUCUUUUCCAGUUUGUGGGACACGUCACCUCCCAUAAAUCUACUUCAGUGAUUCCCAUUUCUUUAGUUCAUUCCAUAAAAGCUUUAUCGCCCAUAGCCACUGUACUUUAUUACAAGGUAUGGAAGGGAAAGGGCUACGGAAGAAUGACAUAUUGCACACUAUUAUUGCUUGUCAGUGGUGUUAUAAUCACGUGUUGGUCGAAAGGUGGUGAUAAAGCAUCUUCCAACACACGUUCUGAAAUAUUUUUGGGGAUAUUUUUUGCUUUUAUUUCUAUGAUUAUAUUUGUCUGUCAAAGUAUAUUUGCAGCAGGUAUACUAGCGUUUAAGAAAGCGGAAAAGGUCAACCUUUUACCAUCCAAGAAUUCCGACUAUGAUAAAUCGUACACGCACUCACCAUUACAAUUGGAUAAGAUAACUAUAUUAUUCUAUUGUUCUUGUAUUGGGUUCUUACUUACGUUAGGACCUUUCUUGACCAACGAAUUGGUUCAAGGAAGGGGAAUGGCAAAUGAUUUGACAUGGCAAGUAUUCAUACUAGUGCUACUUCAUGGGUUUAUUCAUUUUUUCCAGGCGAUGUUAGCGUUCCAACUGCUUGGUCAGUUAUCAUCAGUGACUUACUCUAUUGCAAAUAUAUUGAAGAGAAUUGUUAUUAUUACAGCUGCAUUACUUUGGGAAUCAAACCUAAAUUUCAGACAAGUUUUUGGCUUGGUCCUUACUGUAUGUGGGUUAUAUGGUUAUCAGAAAUGGGGCAAAUCUAUAUAA